Messenger RNA from Perkinsus marinus ATCC 50983, 966 nucleotides. Its product is annotated as alpha-taxilin, putative. NCBI's taxonomy places the organism in Eukaryota, Perkinsozoa, Perkinsida, Perkinsidae. Gene Ontology annotation, cellular component: ciliary basal body; axoneme. The transcript has 12 exons. The record is from RefSeq and is a predicted model, not a curated record. Bases 1 to 966 code for a protein of 321 amino acids. Gene Ontology annotation, biological process: cilium assembly.
AUGACAGUCGCUGAAUCUCCCCUGGAUGUAGCGGCUCAGAUAGAUGCUCUCACCGCUUCGAUCGAGGCCAUCCAAGAUGAGAAUUCGCUCAUUGGAGCUGAAGCUGAGCUAUUGGCUGCUUUCCUGCAUGGUAAAGGCGCCGGCGCGAAAGGAGAGAAAAUGGAGGGCAUUGCGAGUGACUCGGAUGCUCCUGGGAGGAAACUGCUGAGAUACGGUGAGCAAGCUGGAGGUUCUACCAGUCCUCGCAAGACUCUUACACUCCAAGAAAAGUACGAUAUCGCUCAGGGAGAGAUGCGUAUGGUGAGUAUGCAAACGUCACAAUCGAGCGAGCGUAUUGCCUAUAACAUGGAGAUACUCAGAGCGUUGUUGGAAGUGGCAGAGGUUCAAGCCGCUGAAGUGAAGCGAGAUGCUCUCGAAUUUCGUCGUGAUGUGGUAAUGGGCGCUGAGAAUAUCAGGACGGGCAAGACUAUAGCUGAGCGGGUGUUGCGACACUUUGAGGAUAAGCUCACUCAGAAGGAUACGGUGUUAAGCAAAAUACUCAGUAAAAAUAAGAGCAUGCAAAUUUCAAUUAGGAAAAUCGAGGCAGAGCUCAAAGAAAGGCAGCAGAGUGGCGAAGUGAUGAACUUUAUAGACUUCCAGCAGCUGCAAAUCGAUAAUGAGCUUUCUGUGAAGAAAAUUGACGAGAUUAAUAAGGAACUGCUCAGCCUUAAGAAAAGCUACGCGAAAAUAGUUGAGCAAGUAAACUCGACUAAGAAGCGCAUAGGCGACCUAUUGAAUGAGGAGAACAUGUUAAAACAGGAAAUGGAGGGAAGGAAAAAAGUCUUGACCAAGACGGAGAAAGACAUAAGAAAAGUUGCUGUCGAGAGGGAGAAAGCUCGCAAGGAAAACAGCAAAUUGCGAGGGAUGACCAGAAAUGUGCGCACUGAUGGUGGAGGCUCUGGUGGUCCCCGGGUAGGAAACGAUUAA